AUGGGCUCCAUCAGUGCAGCAAAUGCUGAAUUUUGUUUCGAUGUAUUCAAUGAGCUGAAAGUCCAGCACACAAAUGAGAACAUCUUGUAUUCCCCCCUGAGCAUCAUUGCAGCCUUGGCCAUGGUCUAUAUGGGAGCAAGAGGCAACACUGAGUAUCAGAUGGAGAAAGCUCUUCACUUUGACAGCAUUGCAGGACUUGGAGGAAGCAGCCAGACAAAGUGUGGCAAAUCUGUGAACAUGCACAUAUUGUUUAAAGAACUCCUCUCUGAUAUCACCACAUCAAAAGCCAAUUAUUCACUCCGCAUUGCCAAUAGACUCUAUGCCGAAAAGUCACGUCCUGUCCUACCGACUUACCUGAAAUGUGUGAAGAAACUGUACAGAGCAGGUCUGGAAACAGUGAACUUCAAAACAGCAUCAGACCAAGCCAGACAGCUCAUUAACUCCUGGGUGGAAAAGCAGACAGAAGGACAGAUCAAAGAUCUGCUUGUACCGAGCUCUGUCGAUCUUGAUACAACGCUGGUCCUUGUUAAUGCCGUUUACUUCAAAGGGAUGUGGAAGACAGCAUUUAAUGCAGAAGAUACUCGAGAAAUGCCCUUCAGUGUAACAAAGCAAGAAAGCAAACCUGUGCAAAUGAUGUGUCUGAACAAUACCUUUAAUGUGGCCACGCUGCCUGCAGAGAAAAUGAAGAUCCUGGAGCUCCCUUACGCCAGCGGAGAGCUGAGCAUGUUGGUGCUGUUGCCUGAUGAGGUUUCUGGCCUGGAGCGGAUUGAGAAGACAAUUAGCUUUGAAAAACUCACAGAAUGGACCAAUCCCAAUAUGAUGGAGAAGAGGAGAAUGAAAGUGUACCUGCCCCGUAUGAAGAUUGAGGAAAAAUAUAACCUCACAUCUGUCUUAAUGGCUUUGGGAAUGACUGACCUGUUCAGCCGUUCAGCCAAUCUGACUGGCAUUUCUUCAGCAGAGAGCUUGAAAAUAUCCCAGGCUGUGCAUGGGGCCUUCAUGGAACUCAGUGAAGAGGGCACUGAGAUGGCAGGCUCCACAGGGGUGAUAGAACACAUCAAGCAUUUCUCUGAAUUAGAAGAGCUUAGGGCUGACCACCCAUUCCUCUUCUUGAUCAAACACAACCCAACCAACACCAUUGUCUACUUUGGCAGAUACUGGUCCCCUUAAGAGAGAAAGAGCUAGCAAUAAUACACGCCUUCCCCUCUGAAACAAAAUUCCUUUACCAUAGUGUUAUAGCAUAAUCUUAUCUCUUCCAUAGAAAAGACAUACCCACAGGAGAGGAGACAGCACCAAGAACACUUACUCCUUCCCUUCUUGUACUGGUUUCAGAAUGGUUUGAUAUGAGAAAAGACUGAGCCAACAAGAUGCUGAGAAUGAAGAUAUCUAUCAGCCAUGAAGGUGAUGAGUGAUUUUCACCCAAGGAAUAAAUAGUAGGAAUGACCUUAAGUCCUUGAGAGCCCAUUACAUAGAAAGCAACGAUCCUUCCUUAUUCCAUUCCCUGGUAAUAUACUGCUGACAAACCCAUGUUACCAUUCUUGAAACACGGGCUUUGAGAUCUCCAGUCUAGAGGGGAUGUUUGUGGAAGAGUUUCUGGUGUGUAGGUUAUUGAUUCGUGAUGAUAUCGAUUUUAUUUUUUUUAUUGGGUAACUGCACAAUGGUAUACAUGUUCACUAUCACUGGAGUUGUCCUAUCACCAUAAAUUCCUCACCUAAUUCUGAAUUUCUUGUAGAGGUUCUUCAAAGUACUGAAGAGUCUGCCAUCCACUUUAGGGAAGGGAAAUUGAUCUAGUUUUGCAUAGGUACAGUUAUGCCUUUUCUCAGAGUGGAGAUUCAAAGCCUGAACCCAGGAGAUCCAGACAGUUCUUAUGAUCCAGAACUCAGUGAGAUCCACUGGGCAAAAGAACUGUCUAAAUUUUUGUUUAAAUCUUUGGAAGACACUUCAAAUUUGAGGACAUUCUGAUACACCUUUUUGGUGAAAAAUUCUGAAAAUGUUGGAAAAUACUUCUUCUAAGAAAUAAAUUAGAAUCCUAAUUUUUUCUGUCUUCUCUUCCUAUGUAUAGAUUGUCAAAUGCAAAUAUGGAUCCACUGGCUCAAUAUUAUAUUCUGUUUCCAUUCUAAUCACCCAUUACUGAUUUAGAUGCAUACAAUUGAUUUUGUUUUGGUUAACACAAUAAAGGAAAACCACAAACGCUUUUCAUGUGAAUUAUAUUAGCUUUCUGAACCACACUCUGAAAAAUAUCCUUAUGUUUUAACAACUGUGAGUAAAAUGUGAUUUAGCACAAAAAUGUAUUCUUAGAAUGAAUAAAGCAUGCAGAUAUGAAGUUUUUCAGGCAUUUAUGACAUUUUUAGGAGUAUCUGUUUUCAAGAACUUCACCAAAGACCUACAACCAGCUUGAUUCUUCUCUGUAUUCAGAUGACAAGUAUCACAAUAGAAUACAAGGUUAUUCCCAUGCAUUUUUCUGUGUCGUUCCAACAGGUAUUAAAGAUGACCUGGCCAUUUUUCUGGUAAAUUUUUCAAGGAACAACUAUUCUAACACUUUUACCCUUUUAUAAAGAAUCACAGAUUCAUAGGGGCUGGAAGAGGCCUCAGGGGACCAUUUAGUCCA
Messenger RNA from Tympanuchus pallidicinctus (lesser prairie-chicken), 2605 nucleotides. Its product is annotated as ovalbumin-related protein X. The coding region runs from base 1 to 1167 and encodes 388 amino acids. Gene Ontology annotation, molecular function: serine-type endopeptidase inhibitor activity. The transcript is spliced from 7 exons. Lineage: Eukaryota; Metazoa; Chordata; Aves; Galliformes; Phasianidae. The record is from RefSeq and is a predicted model, not a curated record. Gene Ontology annotation, biological process: negative regulation of endopeptidase activity.